This is a messenger RNA of Pyricularia oryzae 70-15, 1432 nucleotides long. RefSeq lists its product as uncharacterized. The record is from RefSeq and is a predicted model, not a curated record. Lineage: Eukaryota; Fungi; Ascomycota; Sordariomycetes; Magnaporthales; Pyriculariaceae. The transcript has 2 exons. The coding region runs from base 363 to 1232 and encodes 289 amino acids.
CGCUGGGUGCGUCAGGGGUCUUGUGGCAUAUUAUGAUGGGCAGGCAGCCAUUGAUACCGCUGACACCAAACGAGCGACUUUGUAGGAUGUUCUCCUCUUCAAGCAAGUGGGCAGAACAGUCAUUGUUCUGUUCUCAAUACAGUAACCGGAGCAACUUGGGUGGGUGAUGAAGGCUCCAUCAACGUUAUGACGAAGUUUUAAAAGCCCGAGAAGUGAACUCUCUGGCUGUAGUUCAAUUUAUUCAUGAUUAUCACUUGAACAGCCAAACACACUCAAAAAGUCCUACAGAUUCCAACAAGCAACUACGCACAUACACAUCCAACCCCGGUGCCUCAAAAGCAGAAUAGAUAUCAAGCUACAAAAUGCAUCUCACCAAGCUCGCCGCCUCGCUUUUGCUCCUGGCCUCGUCAGGGGUCUUGACAUCCCCGGUGCCAAACCACAACAAAGCUCAUAGAGUCACUACUCCUAAGAUCACUACUCCUAAGAUCACUACUCCAAAGAUCACCACUCCUAAAGUCACUACCCCGAAGGCUACCACUCCCAAGGUUACUACCCCCAAGGUAACCACUCCCAAGGCCACCACGCCCAAGGUUGCGUCCCCGAUCAGCCCGCCAGCGAAGCCCCUCGAUGGCUGCAACCUCCCCGGCAUCCGACGGCGCGGGUGCGACAGCAGCCCCUCGCCCGAGCCCGUCGGCGGCGGAACGAUCGAAAAGGGCAAAACGACAGCCGCCACGAUCGACCGCGGCCAAGGCAAAGUGGCCCUCCCAGCCAUGGGCACAAAGGAUGCGCCGGUGCACUCGAAAAACGUUCUCGACGCGGCCAGAAAUGCCGAGUCGAACACGGAAGAGAAGCCCAUCAACUCGCCGGCCGCGGCGGCCAAGCAGCGGGCCAAGACGACGAGCAAGACCGCGACCGAGAAGGGCAAGCACCGCGACGAGGAGCCGCCCGCUUUCUUGGAGCAGGAUGACAUCGGCAAGUCCACCGUCAUGACAGCGCCAGAGGACGAGUCGCAUCUCCAGUCCAAAACGGUAAAGAAGGCCAAGAAGCCAGCGGUAGGGCCCGAGGGCAGCAACAAGGGGCAGCUGGCCUUGAACACCGAGGAGGAGGGAAUUGUGACGGGCUCAAGACUUCGCCAGAUUGCAACGGGUCAGUCCGCAAGUGGUCAGUCUCAGUCUGGGCAGUCUGGGCAGUCUGGAGAACCACGUUACAACUUGCGGAAAAAUGAUGCUUAAAUUUAGGAGACUGGGAUAGACUGUGGUGGGUUGAGCCGAGUAUAGUUGAGUCUGGCACAAGCUUUGAGAAACAGGUGCUUUUGGGGUCUACUGAUUUGUAUACAUGGCACCUCACCUGAAAUUAGGUACGAAAGCAUUAGAUGCGAGAAUGAGUUAUAGAAGAUAAAGCAAAACCCUCUUUGUAGCAAUCAAAUUUCUGC